UCUCUCAUUCAACUCAACGGGCGUAACUGCAAGGAAAUUACCUAACUUUUAGCUCGGGUCGCCUCUCCCUCUCUCGGUAACGCUAGCUGUGAACCCCACCAGGCUUGGCAGGAUUAUGGCUGUGACUGAGGAAGAAGAACCCAACUUUCACCGCCUCUCUUGAGAUUUUUUUUCAAACAGUUUGUCGGCGAAACCUUUAAAAACCCCCAAUAUAAACACUUUCCUCCUCACAUUUCUCACCUACUACGCCAUACCUUGUGUUUCCUUUUCCCUCUAGGAACCUAAACGAAACAAGUACCCCAUUGAUCCUUGAAACUAGACAAAUGGAGCCAGAUGAGGAAAAAUCCCCAAAAUCGUCUAGUAAACCUUCCGAUUCAUCUUCUACACCGGAACCGGAGAAGAAACCGUCCUUGUCACAGCCAUUGAUUGGUUCUCGAAUGUUCCCUCCGGGGUCAUUGAGUAUGGAGGAUUUGAGCUACUCUGAUUCUCCUUUGCCUGCAUCAGUCGCUUCUCCUUUAACGGAAUUCGGAGCAUUCUCUGCCACAAAUGAAUCAGUUUAUUCUCCUUUGGAGAUGUAUGAAUUCGGAGCAAAUCCUAUAUCUGAAAGAGUUCCUACAGGAAAAUCUAGUGCAGUAGAUACAGGUGAUUACGCGGAGGAGAACGUUGGGGUGCCUCAUCCUCUUGCGAGCUUACAGGAGAUUCCGAUACCGCCGUUUCUCUCGAAAACUUAUGAUCUGGUGUGUGAUCGGUCGCUGGACCCGAUAAUCUCGUGGGGAACCACAGGGGAGAGCUUUGUGGUGUGGGACCCUGUGGAGUUCGCUAGGGUCAUACUGCCUCGGAAUUUCAAGCACAACAAUUUCUCCAGUUUUGUUCGGCAACUUAAUACUUAUGGGUUCCGCAAGAUUGAUAGUGAUAAGUGGGAAUUUGCCAAUGAAGCUUUCCGGCGAGGUGAGAGACACUUGUUGAAGAAUAUCCAGAGGCGCAAGUCACCCCAAUCCCAGCAGGUUGGUAGCCAUAAUGGGCCUUUUACUGAAGCUGGAAAGUCAGAACUGGAAAGUGAGAUAGAAAGAUUGAGGAAAGAGAGGAGUAUGAUGAUGCAAGAGGUUGUAGAACUGCAGCAGGAGCAGCAUGGAGUUGUUCAUCAUGUGCAAGCAGUGCAUCAAAGGCUUCAGGGAGCAGAGCAGAGGCAGAAGCAGAUGAUUUCAUUCUUGGCAAAGUUGUUUCAGAAUCCAGAAUUCUUGGCCCGCCUUAGGCAAAAGAAGAAACAGGGAGAUGUUGGUUUAUCAAGGAUAAAGAGGAAGUUUGUCAAGCACCAGCAACGUGAACCAGGUCAAUCUGAAUCACCUGCGGAAGGGCAUAUUGUGAAGUACAGACCUGAGUGGACAAACCUCUCAUCAUCCACUCUAGUCCCAGAUGUAAGCCCUGCUCCUGUUGAACAAACCUGUGAUUACAUCUUCCAAGAAAUGGUAGAAAUGGGUAAAGAUGCUGAAGGCAUGGCUUUUCAACUUGAGAAUGUUCCACCCAAUGAGUCUGCCAUAUCAGAUGAACUAGCAUUAGCACAAGGAUAUAUCAAAACUCUAGAGCAGUUUCAAGAAGGCGAAUCAAACUUGGGGAGUGAAGAUCUGCAGAUUAAAGGAAAGAAUGUUAUCAGUCCAGAACAAAAAGUUCCUCCUGAAUAUCUUGUUUCUUUCCCUGAGGACUUGGCAACAGAGAAGAAUUUUCCAGAAUUUUCAUCUAGUGGGAUUGAAAGACAGGAGGAUGUAUGGACCAUGGGAUUUGACAACCAAGCUGGUAUGUCUAGUUCUAGUCAAGAGUUAUGGGGUAAUCUUGUCAACUAUGAUGUGCCAGAGUUAGGAUCAACUGGUGGUUUCUCGGAUAUCUGGGAUUUAGGUUCUAUACAAGUGGCAGGAAGUUCAGGUGUUCAGAACUGGCAGGCUGAUGAACAUCCUGUUAAUGAGCCUGACAGUCAUGCUAGCCAGCCAGGAGAUGAUAAAUCAAAGAAUAUAGAUCCAUAGGGUUCAUUAGCAUCAGCACAUGGUGCCCUAGUGGAUUUUUUUUGUCAUUUAGGCAGAGGGUGUAUCAGUUGAACAUUACAUGCUAUUAUUUGAUUGAAUACCAGCUCUCAUUCUUUCUUGAUUUUCAAA
This is a messenger RNA of Manihot esculenta (cassava), 2144 nucleotides long. RefSeq names its product heat stress transcription factor A-3. The transcript is spliced from 2 exons. Gene Ontology annotation, cellular component: nucleus. The record is from RefSeq and is a predicted model, not a curated record. Gene Ontology annotation, molecular function: DNA-binding transcription factor activity; RNA polymerase II cis-regulatory region sequence-specific DNA binding. The coding region runs from base 324 to 2015 and encodes 563 amino acids. Gene Ontology annotation, biological process: regulation of transcription by RNA polymerase II. Lineage: Eukaryota; Viridiplantae; Streptophyta; Magnoliopsida; Malpighiales; Euphorbiaceae.